CGAGAACCAAACGUCAAGAAAGCUGAUAGAUAACAUGGACGACAAGGAAGAAAAGAAGUCCUUCAGAAAACUAUUAAAGGCUGUUGAGCUCUUAGGAUCUUCACGAAUGAGUUGGAAAGAAAGGAAGAAGAUGGAAGACCAAAAUGUGGCUUCCCUAGGUGGAAAGCCUAAAAAGAAUUGCAAGAUGCCUGUCAUUUUGGGGAGGAACAUCAUGAAAAAAAGGCAGGAAAAAGAGCAAAAAUUAUUUGAGGAGGGUCUUAUUGAUCAGAUUCCUCGGAAAUAUACUAGCAAAAGCCAGAAAACCGGGCGAGAAGAUCAAGUGCUCAAAAUUAGCCAAGGUAAUUUCAGAAAUGGCAUGUUGGAUGUGAAGCAUAUCUUGAGAAAGGAUGAAGCUGCUUCUAGGAUGGAAGACCAUAACCACCGAGGUGGUAAAGACAAGAAGAGAGGCAAAAGGAAGCAGCAGAACGGCAAGAAGAGAAGGCGAAGGAGCUAAUUUGGACAGCAAAUUAAUGCUAAUCGGUUAGAGACACGAACAGACGCAAACAAAUGCACCAACCAUAUUGUGAUAAGCGCAUUUAACACAGUUUUGUGG
Nymphaea colorata (pocket water lily) is the source of this 592-nucleotide messenger RNA. RefSeq lists its product as uncharacterized. The record is from RefSeq and is a predicted model, not a curated record. The coding region runs from base 35 to 493 and encodes 152 amino acids. The transcript is spliced from 4 exons. Gene Ontology annotation, cellular component: nucleolus. Lineage: Eukaryota; Viridiplantae; Streptophyta; Magnoliopsida; Nymphaeales; Nymphaeaceae. Gene Ontology annotation, biological process: maturation of SSU-rRNA from tricistronic rRNA transcript (SSU-rRNA, 5.8S rRNA, LSU-rRNA).